AAGUGUCUAGCGGAUCUUCUUCCGGGCGGACGCAGAGGGCCGGAAGCAGAGGUUCCGGGUUCCGGCCUCCGGGAUGAAAGGAGGGAACGCAGGUGAGAAAGCGAGACGGGCAGGUGGGGAAAUGGUGUGGUAAACGCAGUGCUAGCUCGAUGUGGCGGAGGCUGGAGAUAAAGCGAGGACCCUAAAGAACCGGACGGACAGCUGGCAGAGAGAGAAGUCAGCCAUCAUGGAAUCACCAGAGGAGCCUGGAGCAUCCAUGGAUGAGAACUACUUUGUAAACUACACUUUCAGAGAUCGGUCACACUCAGGCCGGGUGGCUCAAGGCAUCAUGAAACUGUGUCUGGAGGAAGAGCUCUUUGCUGAUGUCACCAUUUCAGUGGAGGGCCGAGAGUUUCAGCUCCAUCGGCUGGUCCUCUCAGCUCAGAGCUGCUUCUUCCGGUCCAUGUUCACUUCCAACCUGAAGGAGGCCCACAACCGGGUGAUUGUGCUGCAGGAUGUCAGCGAGUCUGUUUUCCAGCUCCUGGUUGAUUAUAUCUACCACGGGACUGUGAAACUUCGAGCCGAUGAACUACAGGAAAUUUAUGAGGUGUCAGACAUGUAUCAGCUGACAUCUCUCUUUGAGGAAUGUUCUCGGUUUUUGGCCCGCACAGUGCAAGUGGGAAACUGCCUUCAGGUGAUGUGGCUGGCAGAUAGGCACAGUGAUCCUGAGCUCUACACUGCUGCCAAGCACUGUGCCAAGACCCACCUGGCCCAGCUGCAAGGCACAGAGGAAUUUCUCCACUUGUCCCACCAUCUGCUCACUGAUAUCAUCUCGGACGGAGUGCCAUCUUCCCAGAACCCAACAGAGGCCAUAGAAGCCUGGAUCAAUUUUAACAAAGAGGAAAGAGAGGCUUUUGCAGAGUCACUCAGGACUAGCUUGAAGGAAAUUGGGGAGAAUGUGCAUAUUUACCUAAUAGGGAAAGAGUCAUCUCGUACUCACUCGUUGGCUGUGUCCUUGCAUUGUGCAGAAGAUGACUCAAUUACUGUAAGUGGCCAAAACAGCUUGUGCCACCAAAUCACUGCAGCCUGCAAGCAUGGCGGAGACCUGUAUGUCGUGGGAGGGUCCAUUCCACGGCGCAUGUGGAAGUGCAACAAUGCCACUGUUGACUGGGAAUGGUGUGCACCUUUGCCCCGAGACCGGCUUCAGCACACCCUGGUGUCUGUGCCCGGGAAAGAUGCCAUAUACUCGCUGGGUGGCAAGACACUGCAGGAUACCCUCUCCAAUGCAGUUAUCUACUACCGGGUAGGUGAUAACGUCUGGACGGAGACAACCCAGCUAGAGGUGGCUGUGUCAGGGGCAGCUGGUGCAAACCUCAAUGGGAUCAUCUACUUACUAGGGGGGGAGGAGAAUGACCUGGACUUCUUCACCAAACCAUCCCGACUUAUCCAGUGCUUUGACACAGAGACAGACAAGUGCCAUGUGAAGCCCUAUGUGCUGCCUUUUGCAGGCCGCAUGCACGCAGCUGUGCAUAAGGAUCUGGUGUUCAUCGUGGCCGAAGGGGACUCCUUGGUGUGCUACAAUCCCCUACUAGACAGCUUCACCCGACUCUGCCUUCCUGAGGCCUGGAGCUCUGCCCCAUCCCUCUGGAAGAUCGCCAGCUGUAAUGGGAGCAUCUAUGUCUUCCGGGACCGGUAUAAAAAGGGAGAUGCCAACACCUAUAAGCUUGACCCUGCAACUUCAGCUGUCACUGUCACCAGAGGCAUUAAGGUGUUGCUUACCAAUUUGCAGUUUGUGUUGGCCUAAGUCUGUUGGGGAGAGGAGGGAGAGCAACUGACUCCUGUGCCCUCCCCUUUUUCAGCACCUACCCAUCCAAACUCAAAGUCCCUGGGCCCCAAAUCAGAGUAUUGUGUUAUUUUCUGGCACGUAUUGGAGAGGCAGUGCCUCAGCCCUUCCCCAAAUCCAUCAUGGUGGUGUUUGGGGCUUUUUAGACUGCUGCUGCUCACCUGGCUGCUUGAACUGAGAGUAGGCCAUCCUGUUCGCUGCCGUUCCCUGGUAACCCUGUGCCUGAUUAUAGACUGCUUAGAGAAAGCCUCUUCUCAGACCUAAGGCACAGCCCUCUCUCCUUACCUGAUGAAUGUUAGAAGCACCCCUGAUCCCAAGACACAGAGAAAGAUGCCCAAUCCUACUUUUUUCUAUAGUCUGCGAAGUGGCCAGUUGAUCGUUUUUUUCACAAAGAAGUAGGUGUUAGAGUUUUACUUCAGGCCUUGGUUGGGAGAAUGGACUAAGCUGAAGGUGUACUUCACCAGCAAGAGUCAACUCUAGAAUUCAGGAUGUUCCUUCUAUUGUCUUCUUAUCUAUCAGGAAAUGUAUACUUUGGUUUUGUUUUUGGCUUAGACUCCAUUCCUCUGUGAGGGGUAUAAGCCAGAAAGUAGAAAGGAUUAUUUCUGAUUAAUAGCUGAAACUGUUUUUUCAAACUCGAAUAUAUAAAGUGUCUGCUCUUUUAAAAGCUCUAAGCUAAGUCAAGAGCCAGCAACUGUUGAUAUAAAUAAAAGUUUUUGAAGGGA
Trichechus manatus latirostris (Florida manatee) is the source of this 2544-nucleotide messenger RNA. RefSeq names its product kelch repeat and BTB domain containing 4 (gene KBTBD4). The transcript is spliced from 4 exons. The record is from RefSeq and is a predicted model, not a curated record. NCBI's taxonomy places the organism in Eukaryota, Metazoa, Chordata, Mammalia, Sirenia, Trichechidae. Gene Ontology annotation, molecular function: protein binding. Bases 227 to 1783 code for a protein of 518 amino acids.